CGCAACAGUAAGUCUGAUAUAAAAAUGAAGACAAAUAUACUCUGGCACAAGAAAACAGAACAAUGCGAGUAAUAUUUGUCUUGAGAAAGUAAAGGACUGAACCCUGAAAUGCCCUUAUCGCACGUGCACGUGACGUAACUGGUUCACUCGCACGUGAGCGAAAGGAAAAAUAAAAGGCCACUCAAGAGCUGUGAAUAUCAUUUAAAUCGAAAUGGCAAGUCCAGACGCGUUCAAAGUUGGCUCUUUAAAGGGCAAAGUGACGCUGAUCACGGGCGCCAGCUCGGGGAUAGGAGCGGGCGCGGCGGCGCUGUUCUCCAGGCUGGGCGCUCACCUGGCGCUCAAUGGACGCGACGUGGACAACCUCGCCAAAGUCGCCAAAGAGUGCGAGGCGCGGGGGGCAGUUAAACCCCUGUUAGUGCCGGGAGACUUGACAGAUGAAGACACCGUGAGGAGGACGGUGGAAGAGGUCAUCGCUCACUUUGGGAAGCUGGAUGUCCUCGUCAACAGUGCAGGAAUCCUUGCCAUGGGCAGUAUAGAGACAACAGACAUGGCCCAGUAUGACAAGGUCAUGUCUGUCAAUGUCAGAUCGGUGUAUCAUCUCACUCAUCUCUGUGUGCCUCAUCUCAUCAAAACAAAAGGCUCGAUUGUGAAUGUGUCCAGCGUGAAUGGGCAACGAUCAUUUCCUGGUGUACUGGCCUACUGCAUGUCCAAAUCAGCCAUCGACCAGUUCACACGCUGCGUUGCUCUUGAGUUGGCAUCAAAGCAAGUGCGUGUCAACUCAGUUUGCCCAGGAGUAAUUAUUACCGAGGUUCACAAGCGUGCGGGACUUGACGAGGACCAGUAUGCUCAGUUCCUUGAGAAGUGCAAGGUGACCCAUGCUCUCGGCAGACCAGGUGAAGUAGACGAAGUAGCUCAUGCUAUCGCUUUCCUGGCAUCUGAUGCGGCAACAUUUAUAACAGGUGUCAAUCUUCCAGUGGACGGAGGUCGACAUGCUAUGUGUCCACGGUAAUGAUUCGCUGCCACGAUAACGGCUGCCAGAAGCAAAGAAAUAAACCAAGUUGGAAUCGA
Puntigrus tetrazona (Sumatra barb) is the source of this 1068-nucleotide messenger RNA. RefSeq lists its product as uncharacterized. The record is from RefSeq and is a predicted model, not a curated record. The transcript is spliced from 8 exons. The coding region runs from base 212 to 1009 and encodes 265 amino acids. NCBI's taxonomy places the organism in Eukaryota, Metazoa, Chordata, Actinopteri, Cypriniformes, Cyprinidae. Gene Ontology annotation, molecular function: oxidoreductase activity.